Catharus ustulatus (Swainson's thrush) is the source of this 3416-nucleotide messenger RNA. Its product is annotated as ribonucleoprotein PTB-binding 2. Lineage: Eukaryota; Metazoa; Chordata; Aves; Passeriformes; Turdidae. The record is from RefSeq and is a predicted model, not a curated record. Bases 1 to 2142 code for a protein of 713 amino acids. The transcript has 13 exons. Gene Ontology annotation, molecular function: mRNA binding. Gene Ontology annotation, cellular component: cytosol.
AUGACCCUACUUGAGCAGGGCGCUGGGACCAGAUACCCGCUCCGUGUUCGCUUCCAACCCGACCCGUUCGCGCCCAGCCCAGCCCAGCCCGCCCCGAGCCUGCUCCGCCGCCCCACACCGCUGCGGGGCUCGGCGGGCCGGGGUCCGGCUGCCGUGAGGGGCCGGCCCGGGGCUCCCUCCGGCUCCCCCCGGGCGGGGCAGGGCGGGGGCGGCCCCAGCGCCGCGCUCCCCCCGCGGUCCCCGGCGCGCUGCAAGAUGGCGGCGGGAGCCGAGCGCGGCGCGGCGCUGCCCGCGGAGCCGCCGCCGCUGAGCGCCGAGGAGGUGGCGAGGCGGCUGGCGAGCACUCGCCGCGAGCUGGGCAACCGCCGCAAGAUCCUGCUGCGGAACCUGCCGGCCGAGAGCAGCAGCCAGGAAAUCCACGACUUGUUUAAAGAUUAUGAAAUCAAAUAUUGUUAUGUGGACAGGAAUAAAAGAACAGCAUUUGUCACCCUGCUGAACGGGGAGCAGGCCCAGAGCGCCAUCAGGAAAUUCCACCAGCAUUCCCUGCGUGGCAAGGAGAUCUCAGUGCAGCUGCAGCCCACAGAUGCUCUGCUGUGCAUCACCAACCUGCCCCUUUCCCUCAGCAUCGAGGAGUUUGAGGAACUGGUGCGUGCCUAUGGCAAUGUGGAGAGAUGUUUCCUGGUGUACAGCGAGCUCACCGGCCUCUCCAAGGGCUAUGGCUUCGUGGAGUACAUGAAGAAGGACUCUGCUGCCAAGGCCAGGCUGGAGCUCCUGGGCAAGCAGCUGGAGGACAGCACUCUGUUUGCACAGUGGAUGGAUGUGAACCAGCUGACCACAAACCUCAUUCACUCCAAGUGCCUUUGUGUGGAUAAAUUACAAAAAGACUGCGCUGAUUCGAAAGAGCUGAUCCAGGCUUUCUCCCUCAAGUACAAACCUGUGUUCUGCCAGUUUGCCCAGGAUGAGGAUGGUGGCAGCGGGGACUUUGCCGUGGUGGAGUACGAGAGCGCCGAGCAGGCGGAGAGCGUGCGAGGGGCCAUGGACGGGGUGACCAUCAAUGGCAGGAGGGUCCAGGUGUCCUUCUGUGCCCCUGGAGCACCAGGCAGGAGCACCCUGGCAGCUCUGAUAGCAGCACAAAGGAUGAUGAGGAACAAUAGGAAAGGUUUGCUUCCAGAGCCAAAUCCAGUGCAGAUCAUGAAAAGUUUUAAUAAUCCAGCAAUGCUGCAGAUGCUGCUGCAGCCCCAGCUGCGUGGCCACCCUGUUAAACCUGUUCUUGGAGCAUCUGCAGGUUUACCUCACCUCAUAAAUUCAGCAGUUGGGCCACCUUUUCUGCAGUUGAAUAAAGUUCAUCAGAGCUCCAUCCUGGGGAACAGCUCCAGCCUGCUGCUGCAGAGCCCUGCUCACCUGCCCCUGCCCCAGCAGCAGCUGCUGAAGAUGGAGAACAUGCAGGCAAACAGUAAACCAGGUUUGCUGGGAGAGCCCCCAACAAUGCUGCUGCAGACAGUGCUGGGCAUUGGGGUGAUGCCAGCAGUCAGCUCAGGCCUGGCACCUCGAGGAGAAGCUCUCAAGUCAGCAGCAGCAGCAGCAGGGAUGGGAGUGCUGCCGUUCUUCCCGAGCCAGCCCCUGCUCGGACCCGCUGUGCCCGGGCCCAGCGCUGCGGACAAAGGCGAGGCCGUGCCGGGAGCGCCGCCCUUCCCUGCCAGCGCCGGGGCUCUGCGGGCAGCGCUCGGCAAAACCCCGGGCCACGGCAAGAGCUGCGACUCCAGCCUGGGGACUCCCUUGAAAAAACAAACUUCUCUGCUUGGGGAGCCCCCAAAAGAAAUUCGGCUGAGCACCAACCCCUACUUGAAUCUGGCAAGUGUUUUGCCUGGUAUCUGUCUGCCAGCAGCAAUUGCCAGCAAAGCCUCCAGUCCUCCACAGCAGACCAGCCUUCCAAACAAUGUCAUGGAUGCUGCUGUGUCUCAGGGAACUGCAUCACAACAUGCAAUGGAAAAUUAUUUCAGUUAUUCCCAGCAGCCUGGGGAAUACCCACAGGCCCCCAAGCGCAGCUCCUCGUACCUGGUGUCGUCCCCCGAGCCCGGCCCCGCGGAGCUGCCGGCGCCGCGCUACUCGGAGUCGUCGCUGAAGAAGAAGCGCGUGUACUGAGCCAGCCCAGCGCUGCUGGAGCCCCUGUGGCCCAGGGAAGGCAGCUGGGAACCCCUCUGUAUUUAUUGCUGCCUUAACUUCAGCCAAGGAGUUCUUUCUGCACGGGGUGAGUGUCCCAAGAGGAGCCAGCUCUGUCCCGGCACAUCAAGGACACGGGUGUGACAGGAGAGGAGGGGACAGCGUUGGCUUUGGCACCUGAGGGACAGAGCACAAGGACUUGGGGAGCUGGGGCAGCUCCAGCUGAAAGCAAUAAAAACCCAGAGGAAAGAAAGCUGAUCCUUUCUCCAGUCCUCAGCCUGAGGAAGUUAAAAGAGGAAGUCCUGACAGUAAUUAUUUUGUAUUUUUUUAACUCCGAAUGUGGGAGGGUUUUUUUUUCCCAACUUUUCCUUUUUCCAGGAUUAAGAGCUCUGCAUUUACAGCCUUUCAAUUUUUAAUAUUUCUCCUUAAUCCUGGAAUGGAGUGAUACCAAAUGGAUUCCCAGAGCCUGGGUGAUGUUCUCAAUAAAUGCCUGUUCAAAGGGAGAUGCUGUCCUGUGCUGCCUCAGAAUAUUCCCUGGGAUUGGAGAGCUGACCCUUGCACAGUGGAAUCACUUUGUUUCUAGGCUGAGAAUCCACAGCUUUUCCAUGGAGGAAGUCAUUCCCAGUGUGAGGCAGCAUCAUCCUUCCACAGGUGUGGGACAGCUCCCCUGGGCUACCCCACAUUGUUUUGUUUCCCACUUUUGAGUGUAUUUUCUUUUUUUUUUUUUUUUAAAGACUUUUUGUAUUUUUAGCUUUUUAGCAGCUCUGGCUCGAGUUGUUCUGUUCUGCCAUCAGCCCUUGGAGCUGGAGAUCAGCAAUCCUUCCUUUUGCCAUCAGUGGCAGGAGAAGGAGGAGCCAGCCCUCAUUGCAAGGCUCUGGAAUUCCAAUUCCUUGGAAUCCUGCUGCAAAUCCACUUGGAUUGAGUUCACUGAGGCCAGGAGCCACCUCCUUCUCCCUUUUCUUUGCUAGAAAACACUGAAGCCAUUUUUCAAUACUGAUUUUUUUUAAAUUAAAAGUCUUAAACUUUGCCUUUCAAGCUUUGGGAUGUGACCAGGAUCUGCAUUUUCAAAGCUUAAAAAAAUCCCAAUCCAAAUCCCUCUUCCCUCAGCUGCUGGAACUGCUCCACACCAGGAGCUUUUCUGGGAUUCUGCCUGUAUGUAUUGAUAAAUUCACUUGUAAUAUUUUGUUUCAACUGUUUGUAUAUGCAACUUUCUCAACUUGUUACACUUUUCAAUGAAAAUAAACUGUUGGUACUUA